AUGCCUGCUCCUCUGGAGACCUGCCUCUCCGACCUCGACUGCGCCAGCAGCAACAGCAGCAGUGACCUGUCCAGCUUCCUCACGGACGAAGAGGACUGUGCCAGGCUCCAGCCCCUAGCCUCCACCUCGGGGCUGUCCGUGCCAGCCCGCCGAAGUGCGCCCACCAUCUCGAAUAUUCCUGGCGCGCAGGACGAAGAGCAGGAACGGCGGCGCCGACGAGGUCGCACGCGAGUGCGGUCCGAGGCGCUCCUGCACUCCCUGCGAAGGAGCCGUCGGGUCAAGGCCAACGAUCGCGAGCGCAACCGCAUGCACAACCUCAACGCUGCCCUGGACGCGCUGCGCAGCGUGCUGCCCUCGUUUCCCGAUGACACUAAGCUCACCAAGAUUGAGACGCUGCGCUUCGCCUACAACUACAUUUGGGCGCUGGCUGAGACACUGCGCCUGGCAGAUCAAGGGCUCCCCGGGGGCGGUGCCCGGGAGCGCCUCCUGCCUCCUCAGUGUGCCCCCUGUCUGCCUGGCCCCCCCAGCCCUGCCAGUGACGCGGAGUCCUGGGGCUCCGGAGCCGCCUCCUCCCCCUGUGCCACAGUAGCUUCGCCACUCUCUGACCCCAGUAGUCCCUCAGCCUCAGAAGACUUCACCUAUGGCCCCGGCGACCCCCUUUUCUCCUUCCCCGGCCUGCCCAAAGACCUGCUCCACACGACGCCCUGUUUCAUCCCGUACCACUAG
This is a messenger RNA of Mesocricetus auratus (golden hamster), 726 nucleotides long. It is a transcript of the gene Neurog1, whose product is annotated as neurogenin 1. Gene Ontology annotation, molecular function: protein dimerization activity. The record is from RefSeq and is a predicted model, not a curated record. Lineage: Eukaryota; Metazoa; Chordata; Mammalia; Rodentia; Cricetidae.